Molecule: messenger RNA, 1014 nt
Organism: Penicillium canescens
Lineage: Eukaryota; Fungi; Ascomycota; Eurotiomycetes; Eurotiales; Aspergillaceae
Exons: 4
Coding region: 1-1014 (337 amino acids)
Source: RefSeq, a predicted model, not a curated record
AUGAUAAUUUGUGGGUAUACCAAUGCCAAAAGAAAAGAAGGUUCGCAGCAUGUACUGACCCCAGCGCCCUCAGAUAUCAAAACCAACUACAUCGGGAUACACUACCACGAUAUUCCAAAAGACCGUGAUGUCAAGACGGGGUUCAUUUGGAACUAUGUCAACCAGCUGGUCUACAAUCCCGCCUUGACCGUCGUCAAGCUGUCCAUCUUGUUUCUCCUGCGUAGGCUUGAAUCUCAGUCGCGCGUGGUUAACGGCCUGAUCUGGGGCGCCAUGGCUUUCAUCGUCGGGCUCUUCAUCGCGACACUAUUCGUUGAUAUCUUCCAAUGUCGUCCAAUCGCCUAUGUCUAUGAUAUGUCGAUUCCAGGCGGCACGUGCAUUGACCAAGGCGGCUUCUACGUGUCGACUGCGGCGCUUAAUCUGCUCACGGACCUGGUGGUGCUGUCAAUUCCCAUCAUUAUCACGUGGAGCCUGCAGAUGCCCCUGCGACGGAAGAUUGCCGUCUGCGUCAUCCUAUGCCUGGGUGGAGUUGCAACCGCCAUCGGCGUCUGGCGCAUCGUCAUCCUCGCCCAGGUUUUCCUCACCCACAAAGUCAACCUCGACCCAACCUACAACAUCGGCUUCUGCAGCUCCGCCAUCGAAGUCAACGUCGCCGUGAUCACCGCCUGCGGCCCCUCCAUGAAAGCCAUUGCCAGCCGAUACCUCCCCCGUCUCCUCGGCACAUCCCGCCGUGAAACCUCCAGCUACGCCAUCGGCACCAGCGGCUCGCGCGGGCGAUUCCCUGGCUCGAAGCUAUUUACGAGCAACAUGUCGCCGCUGCACUGCAACGCGGACGACGGAUACGAGAUGGCGGACCGAAUGCUGGGAAUACUUCCGAGUAUUAGCAGUGGUAGUGAGAAUGGGGUUGCGGGAAUUGUUAAGACGAUGGAUGUGUCGGUAAAGUAUACUGUUGGUGAAGUGACCCCCGAUAAUCUGUCGCGGGAUGGGAAGCAUGCCAGUUUCGAUAGUUUGGUGUAG